Molecule: messenger RNA, 2103 nt
Organism: Colletotrichum karsti
Lineage: Eukaryota; Fungi; Ascomycota; Sordariomycetes; Glomerellales; Glomerellaceae
Product: carboxylesterase
Exons: 12
Coding region: 1-2103 (700 amino acids)
Source: RefSeq, a predicted model, not a curated record
AUGAAGACUCUUGCAGCUCUCGGACUCGUCGCGGCUGUGGUUGCCACAGACCAUGGACCUUCGUAUGGCGGCACUGGACCUUACAAGUCGUACUACUUCGAGGUCGAAUCUCUCGCCAAUCACAGCUUCUACCAGCCAUUGCAGUCAUCCGUGGGCUCAGACCUCAAACUGCCUGUCAUCGUUUGGGGCAAUGGCGGUUGCAAACCUUGUAUGUUCGGGAAAAUCGGACUCACCUUCAGAGGUUUCCUGGGAGAGGUUGCGUCUCACGGCGCCCUGGCCAUCGCCACCGGACCAGCCUACGUCGACCCCGAGACUUACGUGCCGCCCGUGAACGAUCCCUCUGUCAAUGCAUCUGGACAGAAUCCCGCCUCCAUGACUGCUGCCAUCGACUGGGUCGUUGCCAACGCAGGCAAAGGCGACUGGAAGCACAUCGACGCCUCUCGCAUCGCAGUUUGGGGACAGAGCUGCGGAGGCCUCGAGUCUUACACCGCUGGACUGAACGACACUCGCGUCCAGCACAUCGGCAUUUUCAACAGCGGCCAGCUGAGCGAGGAUGCGAGCAAGACUGUCGCCGGCAACGUCACAAAGCCCAUUUUCUAUCUGCUUGGUGGACCGGACGAUGUUGCAUACCCGAACGGCGAGCGUGACUACACCCUCAUUCCCGCAGGAACACCUGCCUGGAAGGGAAACCAUGCGCUUGGCCACAGCGCUGCUUUCGAUGCCCCCAACGGCGGCAUUCCUGCCCAAGUCGGUGCUCAGAUCCUGGAAUGGAUGCUUCGUGGAAACGAGUCCGCCAAGUCGUUCUUCACCGGAGAUGCUCCCAAGGCGAUUGGAGUCAAUGACGUUGUGUUCAAGGACCUGAACAACGUCAAGGCCGACCCGAGGUUUGAAGGCACCGCCAUAACGCGAAUCUCACGAGAAAUCGGAAAACCAAUCAUUCUCGUCUCUCUUAAUUACAGACUAGGACCUUUCGGGUUCCUUAACGGCAAGGAGAUGGCUGAGCUCGGGCUUCUGAACAUAGGAAUGCUAGACCAGCGACUUGCAUUCAAAUGGAUCCAGGACAACAUCGCGUCAUUCGGCGGCGACCCCAAGAAAGUCACGUUGGCUGGAGAGUCCGCCGGUGCGGUCUCCAUCUACUCUCACAUGAUGGCGUACGGUGGAAGAGAUGAUGGCCUGUUUCGGGGUGCGAUUCUUGAAAGCGGCGGAGCGUUUCCGCUUACACCCCCGAAUACGACGGCGUUUCAGAGCACCUUCGAUUCUCUCAUUACCAACACGACUUGUUCUCCGUUGGUGAAUGGAAGUGCUGCGGAAAAACUUGACUGCAUCAGGAAGCUGCCUGUGGAAGUCUUCAGAGAGAAAGUGGGAUCGUCUACGGGACAAUCAGUCGAUGGAGACUUCACUCGCACAUCUAUCCAGCGGGCUCUCCCGGCUGGGAAAUACCUCAAGGUUCCGACCAUAGUCGGAACAAACACGGACGAGGGCACCACGUCAGCUCCAGCGGGGAUUAAUACGACUGAGCAACUAUUUGACCCAGUGGCCAAGGGAUACUUCCGACCACAGUCGCUACCAAAUGAUACAGUGUCGAAGCUCAUCAGCAUGUACCCUACUAAUCCGCGACUGGGGUGCCCAUAUAACACCGGUAUCACUAAAUUCUCCUCUGGAACCCUCGACAAAAUGGCGUGUUCCAUAUUCGGUGACAUCGUUCAGAUCGGACCAGCACGCAUGAUUGCACAAACUCUUGCGAAAGAUGGUAUUCCAGUGUACAGAUACCGGUUCAACCAUCUGCAGUACAAUACCUCUUCAGCCUCGAAGGGCAUCGGGACCGGUGUAGAACAGGGGUACGUGUUCUCGAACUUGAUCCCCGACCAGCCUUGGGAUCAAAACAUUGCGUAUCAGAUGUCGGCAGUAUGGAUCAACUUCGCCCAUGAUCUGGACCCCAAUAGUGGAUCUGCUGAACUGGGCCUGCCCACUUGGCCUCAAUACGGGAUGGAGGCCAACUCAAUCGUACUCAAUGGAUACGGAUCUUGGAUCGAGUCAGAUACAUACCGAUCAGAGGCCGUUCAGUUCAUAAUCGAUAAUGUCUUGCCAGAUGGUGCAUCUUAG